CAAAGUUUGGGGCUAACCUCAAAAUGUACACACAGUCUAACAGUAGGGGUCAAAUGUAAAUAAACAGUGCAAACUGCUGUAUUAAUAGUAAAAAAAUAAUACUUUGUAAUCACAUAAUGAUUUAUAAAAUCAUGCUGUAAAUUUUUAUUAUAUAAGCAUAAUGUCGAAUUCCUAUGGAAGCACAUACUACAGUGAAGCUUACAAUAAUAAAGAACACCAACAAAAUCUCAAGUACAAAAAAAAAUACAAGAAAAUAAAAGAACUGAUUAAAAAUACUGUAAUCGAAAAUGCUGCAUUAUGUGAUCAAGUUGCUCAAAUGCAGGAAAAUCUUGUUGUUGUCAAAGAAGAAAGACUUAUGCUUUUAAAAAGACUAUGUCAAUUACAAGGUGAAAUAGAUCCGGCAACUUUAUUGGCUAAAUCGCAAGGGACUUCCAGCUCACCGGUACCAACUUCUGAUGCAUUCACUCCCAAAAAGAAUGUGAAAAAACGGAAUAGUGUUGAGACUCCUGACACUAAAAAUAAACCAAAGAGAUGUAAUAAAACUAUGCGCAAAGUUGUUCAGUUAAUACCACUGGAUAUUCAUGGAAGACCUAUAUUUCCUAUUUCAUUGGGUGAUUUAACCGUGUAUUCACUUGGUGAUGUAGUUGCUGAUCGCAUUGCUUAUCACACAGAAGACCUUAUAUAUCCAGUAGGUUAUUGCAGUACAAGAGUUUAUGCUAGUUUGAAAGAUGCAAGAAUGAAAAGCUUGUAUACUUGUAAAAUUUUAGAUGGUGGAAUUAAACCAAGGUUUGAAAUAGUUUCAGAUACAGAACUUGAUCAACCAUUAGUAGGGUCAAGUCCUGAUGAAUGUCAUUCAAGAUUGCUCACAGCUAUAUCUCCCAGCUUGAAUUCUAUUUCACCAAAAGGGGCUGAUUUCUUUGGAAUAUCUCAUCCUACAAUUCAAAAUCUCAUACAAAGUUCACCUGGUACUCGUAAACUUUCUAUUUACAAACCACAAAAAUUUGAGAUUAGCAAAAAUUCUACAGAUAGAGAUACCAGUCCGAUCACCGAAGAAGAAACUGAUCCUGGCUUAGGAUUUGCAGCAUUGCAUAGGCAUUAUGCUCUUUCUUCUACAUAUGCAAUCAAACAAGAGCCGGCAAACCGUGAAUUAUUGAAUUUUCAAGAGCUCCUUUCUUAAAUACUGUACAAACCUAAUGUAAUAUUUAUAGUAAUAAUAGUACAAUUAACUUUAAGUAAUGUGAAAGUCUGAAGGUGUAAAAUAAAAAUACGCUUAAUGUUUAUACGCAAUUCAUAGUAUAUAAAACAUUUAUUAUUUUUCAUAA
Molecule: messenger RNA, 1322 nt
Organism: Nasonia vitripennis (jewel wasp)
Lineage: Eukaryota; Metazoa; Arthropoda; Insecta; Hymenoptera; Pteromalidae
Product: transforming growth factor beta regulator 1
Exons: 5
Coding region: 161-1177 (338 amino acids)
Biological process (GO): regulation of cell cycle
Cellular component (GO): nucleus
Source: RefSeq, a predicted model, not a curated record